Molecule: messenger RNA, 327 nt
Organism: Truncatella angustata
Lineage: Eukaryota; Fungi; Ascomycota; Sordariomycetes; Amphisphaeriales; Sporocadaceae
Exons: 2
Coding region: 1-327 (108 amino acids)
Source: RefSeq, a predicted model, not a curated record
AUGUCAGACUCGAACGGAAUCCAGGCCCCCAGUCCAGGUGGCCAUACCAGUCAAGCCCCUGCCGAGAUUGUAACCCAAAACGCAACACCUGAGCUGCAAACCCAAUUCCCAUUGUCCCAACGUCAGCAGGUAGUGGGUCUGUUGAAAAUCAUAACGACAAAGGUAAAAGAGGACAAGCUAAAGGUCAAAGAGGGCAAACUAAAGGCGAAAGAAGAUCAACUAAAGGCGAGAGAGAAAGAAAGUAUACUGAAGGCGAAAGAGGAUAAACUAAAGACGAAAGAAGAUAAGUCGAAGGUGAAAGAGAGCAGACUAAAGGUACAAGGAUAG